Molecule: messenger RNA, 1755 nt
Organism: Apiotrichum porosum
Lineage: Eukaryota; Fungi; Basidiomycota; Tremellomycetes; Trichosporonales; Trichosporonaceae
Exons: 1
Coding region: 1-1755 (584 amino acids)
Source: RefSeq, a predicted model, not a curated record
AUGGUUCUCUUCACAGUACCCGUCCUCCUUUCCCAAAUCUUCCUUGCAGCUGCCCACCCACUUCUAGAGCCGGUGAACAUCAAGUCCACCAGGUCUCUGUCCACGGCUGAGCUGAUCAGUCCCAACACUACCGCCUACAUCCAGGGACUCCAAAGCCUAUAUGCUAUCCCCGGUGUCGCGAUUGCAGUAGUCACUGCCCCCACGUUUGGAAGCAACAACGGGUCGUGGGCGAGCCAGUUACUCUCCUUUGGCAACGCCACGGCCGGCGGCAAGGCAGUGGACGAACACACCAUCUUUGCUCUAGGCUCCAACUCGAAGCUGUUCACUGCCCUCGCCAUUGAGCUCCUCAUCGCCAACCAAACCGUCCUUCCCAGCGGGAACGGUACGCUCAGCUUUGCGACCAAGAUUGCGGACAUCUUGCCCGAAUGGCAGCUCCAGGACAGCUACGCAUCGACCCACGUAGAUGUUACCGAUCUCCUUACCAUGCGCUCGGGAAUGCCACGCCACGACUUGUCAUACGCCGCCGACGCUACCAUGUCUGAGGUGGUGGCAAUGAUGCGCAACCUCCGGCCGUCCACUGAGAUCCGACAGGCCUUCCAGUACAACAACUUCCAUUACAUGACCCUGGCGUUAGUAGUAGAGCGCGUCUCGGGAACACCCUUUGCGAACUUUGUCCAAACCCACAUUCUUUCCCCGAUAGGAAUGAACGAGACGUACUACAACUCUACGACCGUCCUGGGUACCGGACACGCAGCGGACGGGUUCCAGAACACGGGUGUCAACCUUACCCACUGCUACGAGGCCUACGUGUCCUCGCAGGGCACCAUUGACCCGACGUGCUUUGGCAACCCCAAGUCGCUUGGAUGGUUUGCCGAUUCCGACGUGAGCGUCCUUGGGGGUGCAGGCGCUGUCGCCUCGACUGCGGCCGACAUGGCGCUGUGGCUCCGCGAGCUUCUUCAACCAGCGGUGCUCCCCGCGGGCAUUGUCCAGGACGUGUCCUUGGGUCGUGAAUCUAUGGGCCUCGGACCUGGCUCCCAGGUGAUGGGCGAGCAGACCUACGGGUACGGUCAACUCAGCUACUCGUAUCGCGGGAACGCCGUCGUGUACCAUACCGGCUCGGUGCCAGGCUUUGCGUCCGAGAUCAUGCGCCUCCCCGAUGCGGGGGUGGCUGUGGCUGUCCUCACCAACGGCGCAAGCAGUAUUACAGACUACAUUUGCUGGCAUAUCGUGGACCAACUUCUGGGUUUGGAGCCCAUUGACUGGUCUCAGGAGGUCUUGGCAGCGUCACUUCCUUCCUUUGGUAUCUCGGCCUACCCAUCUCCUCCAGCCGUCAACGUCACACCGCCCAGUGUCCCGUUUGACUCAAUUGCCGGCUCGUACACAGACGCCGGGUACGGUACUGUCAACCUCACCCUCAUGAAUGCCACUGCCAUGGCCACAGACCCAGUCUACACCCCGCUCUUUGUUGGCCCCGACCUCCCCAUCAACUUGACCGGUCCCGUUUGGGUGGCUGAUAUCAACAAGUUCUUUGGCUCAAAGCUCGUGUUCACCCAUUUCGAUGGCGACUUCUUCAACGCUACGGCCAUGUACGUCCGUGGAAACGUCUCAACCGUCCUGGGACCCGCCCCGGUGGUCGUUACAGGUGAUGGCAUUGGUGCAUGGGGUAUAUGGGGACAGGGUUCGACAGUGCCUACGAAACCGAUUGUGAUCGAGGGGGUCGAGGAGGCCUGUGAGGUCUGGUUCAAGAAGGACUGA